AAAACCGGUUUUCGAGUGCUCUGGCGAGCCCCGAUGGCAGAGCGCAAUGGUGUCUGAGCGGAUGCAGUCGUGGCCUCAUGCGGCAUGGAAGAGUCCCGGCGCGCCACGCGCCGGCUGCGGCACGGCUCGGAUCUUCGGAAGUCCUGGCGCCUCUUGCAGGACCUCGGAUCUCACGACCUGCGUCUCAACGCCUUCCACUUCGGGGCCUUCUGCGGGGCGGCGCAGCGGAAGGCGGCCUGGCGCGGCGCUUCGGCGGCGCUGGACUUGUUGGGAUCCAGGGCCCUCCUCGCGGAUCUCAUCACCGGCAACGCGGCCCUCGCCUGCUUGGAGCGAGCGCGGCUCUGGCGCAAGGCGCUGCAGGCGCUGAGAAUGGCCCAGGAGCUGGACUCGAUCAGCUGUAACAGCAGCAUUAGCGCCUGCGCCCGAGGUGACGCUUGGCCUCAGUGCUUGGUGCUGCUACUGGCGAUGCCGACUUUAAGGUUUGCUGCCGAUGUCUUCAGCUACAGCCCGGCUCUGGCAUGCUGCAAGUGGCAGAUGUCUGGGAACUUCUUGGAGGAGCUGCACCUCGGCCGCGCGGCCCUGGACCCGCACUCCGCCACCAGCGCCCUGAGCGCCGCCGGAGCGCCGCCGGAUGCGUCGGCGGAUUCGUGGCGGUGGGCGCUGCAGCUCUUGGAGCGGAUGGCGGAGCACGGGCUGCAGCAAAACGAGGUGAGUUGCGGCGCGGCGGUGGGCGCCUGUCGAUGGACCUCGGAAGCCUGGGCCAGCGCCCUGCGCCUGAGCAGUGCCGUGCCUUCGCUGGUGGCAACCAGCAGCGUGAUCACCGCCGGCGAGCGCGUGGGCCUUUGGCCGCUCUCGCUGCAUUUGGCCUGCGCCGCGGGCUCCCGGCGCCUCGCCUUGGACGGCGCGAUGCGCACCGCGGCACUCAGCGGCUGCGCCAGGACGGGGCGCUGGCAGCGCAGCCUGCUGCUGGCCGCGCAAGAUUCGCCAGACUCCGAUGCCGGCAUCGUCAUGUGGAACGCAGCGCUGGGCGCCUGCGAGGUGCGGCACCGCUGGCGGCAGGGCCUGGCACUGCUGGAGGCCCUGGGUGCCAAGUCUCUGCAGACAGACGACGUGACCUUAGGCACGACGGCCGGCGCCUGCAGCAAGCGAGGACAGUGGCGGGAGGCUCUGCUCCUUUCAGCGCGGAUGGUCCGCCUGGACCUCCCAGCCUUCAAUGCGCUGCUCGCCGCUUUCUCCCGCGCCGCCGCCGCAAAGUCGGCGGCGGCCUUGGCGCAGCGCAUGGCGCCGCGCCUGGCGCCGGACGAGGCCUCCUUCGAGUCGCUGCUGUUGAGCUACGAAGCCUUGGGCCAGGCCAACAUGGCCAGAGCCACCGUGGCAAAGGUGCGACAGCUCUUGAUGCGCGAACUCUUCUUCUGAGCUGAGAGUCGAGCGGGGCUGGCAAAUGCAUGAGGGAACACACGUGUGGUUUCCUUGAUGGUCAUCCCAUGCACAGGACCUGUUCAUCAACCCCAUGUGGCGGAAGCCUCUUGAAAGGGUUCCACGCAAAAAAAGUCCGCUG
Messenger RNA from Effrenium voratum, 1558 nucleotides. Lineage: Eukaryota; Dinophyceae; Suessiales; Symbiodiniaceae. The record is from the annotation of a GenBank genome assembly.